CCGAGGCUACUUGGAGAAGCCCCGCCGGUUUCCUUGGGCACUUGACUCCCAAGGCAGCCUGCGGGGGAUCGCAGCCCGACCCGAGCUUCUCCCUCAGCGCGCAGCGGGACUUUCUCCUGGAUAAGGGAAUGACUUGACUUCUCAAGAAAACGGGCGAGACUGGACUGCCCUAGUUGGCGGCAUCUGUUUUUUGGUUGGGAGUAAGCUCCGUGGAACUCGGUGGAGUUGAUUUCUGAGUAAACGGCGGGGAUUCCCUGGCUUGCCGGCGGUCUCUCCCGUCGCUCGCCGGGGAGUAAAUGUCCCUCGUGGGAAUGUAAGGGCAGCUAUGCGUGGAUGCCUCCUCCCACACACCGGUUGCACAGGAGAAAGCCCCCUAGGAGGACUCAAAGGACCUUGCUGCAAGUAAAACAGACUUCCCUGGGUUUGAGGUGGGAUCAAGAUGACGACGCCAACCCCAGUGUCUGAUGCCCUCCCGUCUUUGACAAACGUGACCACAAAGUCUCAAGAACAGGUUCUUUAUCAAAUUUCUGGAGCAAUUGUGGCAGCCGUUGUUGUCGGCGUGAUAGUGGUAUUCACAGUGGUUCUGCUGCUGCUAAAAAUGUACAAUAGAAACAUGAGGACGCAGCGAGAGCUGGAACCUAAGAAUGCAAAAGCCUCAAUCCCUUCCACCUCAGGACAAAACAGUAAUAGCACAGGACGCCCUACAACAGUGACAUUCGGCCCUGUGGACAUCCAUAUGCAGAACAGGAGACUGUGAGGCAUUCUGAGGUCUGUUGAGAAUGACAAACAGGAAGGAAACCUGGGCCUACAAUCAUUAGAAUGACCCAGAAUCAUCUACAUAAGAGGAAUGUCACCAACAGUCCAUUUACUCUGGCUGGCACUAUAUUUCUUUCUUUUUCUUUUAAAGAGAAGAGAUUGAGCACCUUAGAACUGCUGAGAAAACACUAGGGUGUGGAACCCAGUCAUAAAAAUGAUGUUUUCCUGUCUACAGCUGCUGUUACAAAGGGGCAACUAACACACUUGCCCCUGAUGUUGGGUCCAGAGAUACUAGUCCACAUUUUUUUCUACUUCUGCUUUGGUUCAGCUUGCGCAGUCCCUCAAAAUAGUGAAUGGGGAUUGUCCCCUGCUUGUUGGAAACUCUGAGGAACAAAGGCAAGAGGGCCCCAUAUGAAGCAGCUCAUUGGUGGCAAUAUUUAUUGUACAAAACCCAAAGAAGAAAAGGAUGAAGGUGGUAACUGGUAGUACCAUGGUAUGUCAGUAUGAAUACAAAACUUUAAAACAUCAUAAACAGACUCUGAAUAAUGUUGUUACCUUCCUCAGAUAUAGGUAUCCAUGCAUGAACACUCAGUAAUGUGGGACAUAUUUUUGUCACACCAAUUGCAAUAUGGGAUAUAAGCUGAGGGUGUUUUCUUGUAGUUUUAUUGCACUUUGUAUGCUUUUCUUUAAAAAAAACUUAAAACAAAUCAUAAGUUCCCUUGAGUAACAAGGAAAAAGUGACAGAUAAGUAUUAAAAUAAAGAAACAACAUAUUAA
This is a messenger RNA of Sphaerodactylus townsendi, 1532 nucleotides long. It is a transcript of the gene NCMAP, whose product is annotated as non-compact myelin associated protein. Lineage: Eukaryota; Metazoa; Chordata; Lepidosauria; Squamata; Sphaerodactylidae. Gene Ontology annotation, molecular function: structural constituent of myelin sheath. Gene Ontology annotation, biological process: regulation of myelination; peripheral nervous system myelin formation. The transcript has 4 exons. The coding region runs from base 440 to 757 and encodes 105 amino acids. Gene Ontology annotation, cellular component: Schmidt-Lanterman incisure; plasma membrane; paranode region of axon. The record is from RefSeq and is a predicted model, not a curated record.